AUCGUGGCCUCUAAUAAUUAAAAUUCGAAGAGUGAUACGACAUUAAGGAAUGUGGCUAACUUUAUCGGGUGCCUCGUUGAUAUUUGUAAAGUCGUAAGCAAAGGAUGUUUGGAUUUAAGAAAUGUUGGCAAGGUUUUGAACGAGUUCGGAGAAAACACAGCAAGCGGAGAAGUAUGAACACAGACGGAGAUGCAAAAGUGUUUGAUUAAAUGCCCCACAGAAGUUAAUUAUAAUACUUCAGUUUCCCAGCACGCAUUUGCUCUUGAAAUAUAAAGAUGUGGCCUCAGCCGUUGUUUAAAGCCAGAAGGAGAUUUGUUGUGUCCUUUUUCAGUUGCUGUUACCAGCAUAUUCUGAUUCACAAGCGCAACCUUGUCAAUGUAAAGCUCAAGUGGGUCAAAGACCCUGUACUGGACUCUGUAGUCUCUAGAACUAUACAACUCAAAGCCACUUCUACCCUUGUGUCGAUUAUAGGCUCACAACCUGAUUAUUCUCUCCCAAUCUAUGGCCUUUCCAAACAUCGUGGCCAUCUUGGCUUACCUCAAGAUCUUAAACUCUCAACUUUCCUCCGUUACUAUCCAAAUAUUUUCCAAGAAUUCUAUCUCCCAGAUUCUAGAGGUACCCCAGUACCGUGGUAUAAAUUAACCUCCGAGGCCUUGAAGAUAUAUGAUGACGAAAAGCAUUGUGUUCUAGAAGAGUGUUAUAUGGAUAUUCUUAAUACGCUGCGAAAGUUGCUUAUGCUCACCAAAGAAAGAUUACUUCCUCUCCAAACUAUUGACCAGUUAAGUUGGGACUUGGGUUUACCAUAUGAUUACAAGAAUAAAAUGGUUGCAAAGCAUCCAGAGUUGUUCACUUUUGUGAAACUCCCUGAUGAGCGAAUGGGAAUGAAACUAUUAGUUUGGGAUGAUAGUUUGUCAGUCUCC
Olea europaea var. sylvestris is the source of this 920-nucleotide messenger RNA. Its product is annotated as protein WHAT'S THIS FACTOR 1 homolog. Lineage: Eukaryota; Viridiplantae; Streptophyta; Magnoliopsida; Lamiales; Oleaceae. The record is from RefSeq and is a predicted model, not a curated record. The annotation marks the transcript as partial. The transcript is spliced from 2 exons. Gene Ontology annotation, molecular function: RNA binding.